Gongylonema pulchrum is the source of this 903-nucleotide messenger RNA. Lineage: Eukaryota; Metazoa; Nematoda; Chromadorea; Rhabditida; Gongylonematidae. The record is from the annotation of a GenBank genome assembly.
CUUCGUCGAUAUCGUGAUGAUCCGGAAUGGGACGACGUGGUACCCAUACCGCUCACCGAUAACGAGCAGGCAGCCGUGCGCAUUGCCACCAGUGAUGCAUUCAACGAUGCUUUCAUGUAUUUGCGUGCAGUCCUUGUCAGCAACGAGAUGUCCAUGCGUGCUUUCAACCUCACAACUCGAUGUGUAGAAUUGAAUCCGGCUAAUUAUACGGUCUGGCAAUAUCGGCGUGCUUUGCUAAAAGCAUUGAAAAUUGAUCUGAAUAAGGAAUUUGAUUACAUUGCUGAGGUGAUCGAAGACAAUCCUAAGAACUAUCAAGUUUGGCAUCAUCGUCGAACACUGGUCGAAUGGACCAAUGAUGCGAGCCGUGAACUCGAUUUUACCGCACAAAUGCUUGAUGAGGAAUCGAAAAAUUACCAUGCCUGGCAGCAUCGACAUUGGGUUGUCGAAACAUUCGGACUGUUUCGCACCCAGGAACUGGAUUUCAGCGCUGCACUGAUGCUUGAAGAUAUGCGUAAUAAUUCGGCCUGGAACUAUCGAUAUUUCAUAUUGCAAGGAUUGGACGACUUAAAAAAUCCGGAUGUAUUGAAUCGUGAAAUUGCAUUGACCGAAUCAAUGAUUAAGAAAAUACCAAACAAUGAAAGUGCAUGGAACUACCUCUCUGGAAUAUUGCUUGAUAGUGGCAUUUCAUCGCGAGCCGAUGUAUUGCAAUUUUGCGAAGAACUUAGCAAGGAGAAACGCGUCCCACUUUGUCUCAGUUUCAUUGUGGAUAUUUUGGUGGAGAAAAUUGAGCGCAAAAUGGAUGUUGAGGUACGUUUGGUAGAAAUUUUUAUAAAAAUUCAAGUGAUUUUUAAUUUUAUUUUGGUAUGCAGAUUUACUUCAAUUCUUGAAAUAACUGCUAAAUAA